GUUUGCGUGCGCAGCCUGCCCGAUGUACCCGAGAUUGGAUUGAAAACCAGAGUCUGAUCACAUUUAAAACGACAUUUAUUCUUUUAUUUGCAAGAAUGCAGUCGGAGCUGCGUAUUCGUCUUAACGACGGCGGAUAUAAAAACUGGAUCAAGGCAGGCUUCUGUCUGCAGAAAAUACGAGAUUGUCUGAUUGGUUUUGUAAUCAGCGAAAUGGAGAAAUUCCACCAAUUUCUCCUUCACAAUAACUCGGUGCUGCGGCGAGAAAUUUGCAAGAAUUCUUGCCGUCCCCAAGGAACGAAAUUUCAGGGGGCGUGCCCUUUAUGCGAAGUAUGGAAGAGAGAAAUUCUGAAACAUCAUACAGUUCAAAACAAUGUGAUAUACUGGGGCAACUGUUCUCCUCCACUGUGGCCGAAGCAGGCUUGGGAAGUGGCAAAAGUCUAUAUGCCUCAUGGACAGGCCAACACACAGGGACCAGGAAAAUGUGAUGUGGCAGCUCUGUUAAAUCUAAUUAUUUCAUGUGACCAGUUUGAUUUUGUUGAACGGCAAAAAGUAAUUGAGAUAAUUAAAUGUCGCAAUGUCCUGAUGCAUUCCAUCGAAAUGAGAGUGUCUACUGAAUGGUUAAACAGCUAUAUACAGAAGACCCUUGUACUUCUACGGGCAUUUCAAUGCAUCCCUGAAGCAAAUGAGGCCAUCAGAAUUAUACAAGAGGUUGCAUCAUCAGAUUGGCAAGUUCAGCUAAUGGAAACUGAUGAAGUGGAUGCACUGAAGUUUACAGAUGAGAUAGAUACUGGAGAGAUCUUAAAUGCUGAAUUAGAACUACUUAGAGAAUGGAUCCAGGAACUGUGUUUCACAAUGGAAGAACAAGAGGCUUUGGAUAUUCAGCAUAUGAACAGUCUGAAUACUUUCAAAGAAUUUUUGAAGCAAAACAAAGAACUUGAAAAUGUGCUUCACAAAGAGGUUCAGCAGUUGUAUGCUGUCGAGAAAAGAUGGAAACAUGGUGUGGGGACUGUGAAAAGUCAAGAUGGAGUGGAAUGGAAUCUGGAGGAAAAUGAAGACAUAAAGACAUCAACAUGAUGCUGAUACCGUAUCACUGAUUGCAUGUGGAUUUGUUUGUAAAAACAGUGCGCUAACGGAGUCAGAAGACAAACGGUGAUUCUACACAAUGGUUCAUUGUUGGUUCUAGAAUGAAGAAUACAACUGCUUGUCAUUAUUACACGGUUACCAAGCCUAGUGUGGUAACCGUGUCCUAAUGUGGACUGAGGACGUUAAUGGAAUACAAUUAAUGAGUUGUUGCAUCGUAAAUGAGAAAUCAGGAAAAGAUUGUAAAAUGCCUUUCUUGUGCACAUAUAUACGUAGAAUUAUGGGUUAUUUAAUCUCUUAUGAAUAAAACUUUUAUUUCUUUUAAUGUAA
This is a messenger RNA of Hemiscyllium ocellatum (epaulette shark), 1409 nucleotides long. RefSeq lists its product as uncharacterized. The record is from RefSeq and is a predicted model, not a curated record. Bases 96 to 1073 code for a protein of 325 amino acids. Lineage: Eukaryota; Metazoa; Chordata; Chondrichthyes; Orectolobiformes; Hemiscylliidae. The transcript has 7 exons.